UUCUCGUCCACACACUCAAAAAGGCAUACGAACCCACUUGCGUGGCCUUAUCACUCCAACAUGUUCGCCAUAUUCAUAGGUAGUGGUUGCCACUGAAACUGUGCCACACCAUAAUACCAUAACACUCCUUGGUUUUGCUUCUGUGUUCCCCACGUUACACGCGUUCGUUUCUCACUUUCCCUUCUCUUCACAGCCUUACUUCUUUCUCUCUCCAACAACACUCCAUUUUCCUUCUAUAGCAUGUCUCUAAGUCUAACCAUCAAGCUACACUUGGCUUCAUCUUCUUCCUCCCACCUCACCCACCACCACCAUGCAAAAAAGGUAACAACUUUCGAAACUUGUUGCUACAACGCCAAGAUUCGUCCCAAGCCCAUUUAUAGCACCAACCCUUUGAUCAUCCCCGCGUGUAGAGUUAGGCCAAGAGUGCAGUGUGGUGCCAUGGUCAAGAGUUCUCUGAUAGAGCCUGAUGGGGGGGCAUUGGUGGAUCUUGUGGUGCCUGAGAGUGUGAGGGGUGCUAAGAUCAUUGAGGCCGAGACGCUGCCCAAGGUGCAGCUCACAAGGAUUGAUCUUGAGUGGGUGCAUGUGGUGGGGGAAGGCUGGGCUAGUCCCUUGAGAGGGUUCAUGAGGGAGGAUGAGUAUCUUCAGAGUUUGCAUUUCAAUUCCCUUAGGGUCAAGGAUGGUUCUUUCGUGAACAUGUCCCUUCCCAUUGUGUUGGCCAUUGAUGACGAGACCAAAGGGAGAAUUGGGUCCUCUUCGCAUGUGGCGUUGCUGGGGCCUGAUGGAGAUUUUGUUGCAAUUCUUCGAAGUGUUGAAAUCUACAAGCAUAACAAGGAAGAGAGAAUAGCUAGAACUUGGGGAACCACUGCUCCUGGAUUACCUUAUGUUGAGGAGGUCAUCACUCGAGCUGGAAAUUGGCUUAUUGGAGGAGAUUUGGAAGUGCUGAAACCUAUCAAAUAUAAUGAUGGUCUUGAUGACUACAGGCUCUCUCCCAAACAACUCCGAGACGAAUUUGACAAGCGUGAAGCCGAUGCAGUUUUUGCCUUCCAGUUAAGAAACCCUGUGCACAAUGGCCAUGCCUUGUUAAUGAAUGAUACUCGCAAACGCCUUCUGGAAAUGGGCUACAAAAAUCCAAUUUUACUGCUUCAUCCUCUUGGAGGAUUCACAAAGGUUGAUGAUGUUCCCUUGGAUGUUAGGAUGGAGCAACAUAGUAAGGUCCUGGAAGAUGGAGUUCUUGAUCCCGAGACUACCAUAGUUGCCAUAUUUCCAUCGCCUAUGCAUUAUGCUGGUCCAACUGAAGUACAGUGGCAUGCCAAGGCACGCAUAAAUGCAGGUGCAAACUUCUAUAUUGUUGGUCGUGAUCCAGCAGGUAUGGGUCACCCAACUGAGAAAAGGGAUUUGUAUGACCCUGAUCAUGGAAAGAAGGUUCUUAGCAUGGCUCCUGGUUUGGAGAAGCUUAACAUUUUGCCAUUCAGGGUGGCAGCUUAUGACACAAAGGUUAAUAAGAUGGCAUUUUUUGACCCAACCCGUGCUAAAGAUUUCCUCUUUAUUUCUGGAACCAAGAUGCGGGCUUUUGCGAGAAGCGGGGAGAACCCACCAGAAGGUUUCAUGUGUCCAAGUGGGUGGAAUGUUCUUGUGAAGUACUAUGAGAGUUUGCAGGCAGAGGAGCCAUCUGAACAGCCUGUGCUAUCUACCUAGACAUAACUAGAAGUAGAAGUUUAGCAUGAAUUGAUUCCAAAGGGAGAGUGUUAAACACACAGUUCUGGGAGUGCCAAUUUUUGUGCCUGGUCUUCCAGCUUCAUGAUGAAGAUUUAAUCAAUGCGCAAGCAUAUUUGAAUUUUUUGUACUAUAUUGAAUCAUCUUUUUCUUUUGAAGUUACUAUGACUGAGGAAUUUGUUGUGGUGCAUCAAGCAUGAUUGCAGAUGUAGUCUUCUACUGUAGACUCCUGUAAGACCAGUUUAAUAAGAGUUAGGGAAAUUCACCACAGCCUUGGUGCUUAUGUCCAUCAUGGGAAACGGUUCAUAACUGUAAUUGUGGUCGCAACUUGAAGGAUUUUGAAGUUUGUGAUCAUCAUGAUCGUAA
This is a messenger RNA of Vigna angularis (adzuki bean), 2079 nucleotides long. RefSeq names its product ATP sulfurylase 2. Gene Ontology annotation, biological process: sulfate assimilation. The coding region runs from base 241 to 1695 and encodes 484 amino acids. NCBI's taxonomy places the organism in Eukaryota, Viridiplantae, Streptophyta, Magnoliopsida, Fabales, Fabaceae. The record is from RefSeq and is a predicted model, not a curated record. The transcript has 5 exons. Gene Ontology annotation, molecular function: sulfate adenylyltransferase (ATP) activity; adenylylsulfate kinase activity.